AUGGCAGAAUUAUUUAUGGAAUGUGAAGAAGAGGAGCUAGAACCAUGGCAAAAGAGAGUGAAAGAAGUGGAAGAGGAUGAUGAUGAUGAUGAUGAUGAGCCAAUCUUUGUUGGGGAAAUCUCAAGCUCAAAGCCAGCUAGUACAUAUAUUUUGAACAGAGUCAACCUCAGCUCAUCACGAAGGGGGAUACAGAAUGGUGCACCCAGUAGAGGUACAGUUACUACAUUCAAGCCUGACAGUCACCAUUAUGCGCCACCUGCCUCCAGUCCCAGUGCCAUGCCUGUGUCAUCCGUCUUUCAGUCUGUAUCCAGACCUACAACUAGCUCUGUAGCUAUUCAGCCAUUGUCUAUACCAGUGAAUGUUUCAGGAACUUCACAAACACCGCAGAGACCAAUUGCUGGAUGUUUAUCAACACAGCAGAUGCCUGGGUCAAGUUUGGGAAUAUCACAGCCUGUUAGCAGACCUGUAACCAUUCCAGUGACAACACAGCCAGUAUCAAGAAAUAUCACGGUUCCUGUAGUGGCUCAACCUGUAUCCAGGCCAGUGACUACUAUAACAUCAGAGCCUGUAAUACUCGAUCAGGAUUAUAUUAUGGAUUCUCCACCAGCUGCACCAGAUAAUACAUCUGGUAUACUGUUUGGUGUGAGAGAGAACUCGGGAGUUCCACAGUACCAGACUGGGCCAGCAGUGAAUGUAACAGGUCUCAAUGAGAGUGUUUUUGUAUCUGAGUGUCUUGCUAUUUCUGAAGACAAUAGAGUAUCUCCAAAAAAGGCCAAGCCUAAUGAGGUUGGUGCUGGAAGCAAUUCAGCUGUUUCACCUACAGUUAACUCUACAACAGUAACACCAUCACAAAAUGUAUCUUCAAAAGGUACAGAUGCUGUAGUAAGCACUAUUAAAAAUGGAGGACCUUUUCCACGAGCUUGUCCAAAGUGCAAUAUUCAUUUCAAUCUUAUGGAUCCUCUAAAAAAUCACAUGAAGUAUUGUUGUCCAGAUAUGGUAAAUAACUUUUUCCUGGGAGUGGCCAAAACAGAAUGUUCCAGCACAACAAGCAAGAUUGCUGAAUCUGAGAAAGGAAAAUUGAUUAUGUUAGUUAAUGACUUUUAUUAUGGGAAACAUGAAGGUGACACCCAGCAGGUACAACAGGAGCAGAAGACUCAUACGACAUUUAAGUGCUUCAGUUGUCUGAAAGUUCUUAAAAACAACAUAAGGUUUAUGAACCACAUGAAACAUCACUUGGAACUUGAGAAACAAAGCAGUGAAAGUUGGGAAAGCCACACCACCUGCCAGCACUGUUACCGUCAGUUUCCCACACCGUUCCAGCUGCAGUGCCACAUUGAAAGUACACACACCCCUUAUGAAUCAUCUACUAUUUGUAAAAUCUGUGAAUUAUCCUUUGAAACAGAGCAAGUUCUUCUGCAACAUAUGAAGGACAAUCAUAAGCCAGGUGAAAUGCCGUAUGUUUGCCAGGUAUGCAACUACAGAUCCUCAGCUUUUUCAGAUGUAGAAACACAUUUUAGAACAGUUCAUGAAAACACAAAACAUUUGCUAUGUCCAUUUUGCCUCAAAGUAAUUAAAAUUGGAGCACCAUAUAUGCAUCACUACAUGAGGCAUCAGGUAAGCAGAUAUUUUCAAUCCUUGAUGUUUUUGACAUGCAAAGAAAAAAUGGAUCACAAGACUCAGCAUCACCGAACAUUUAGGAAACCCAAACAGUUAGAAGGAUUGCCUCCUGGAACAAAGGUGACUAUUCGAGCAUCUGUUGGAUCUCUUCUGUCAGGAUCAUCAGCUACAUCUUCUGUUAGUACAAGUACUUCCACAUUUCAGUUAUCACCUAAAGCUAAAAAUACCACUAAAAAUCAUAACAAAUCUAAUACAAAUAGGUCAAAAGCAAAAUCAAAACCAGCUACAUCAAAGAAGCAAAAUGCAUGGACCAACAGCAGAAAAAAAAAAGAAGUUACAAAUACAGCAUUGCAUAAUCUAAGGUAUCUUUCAGGAGUUCACAAAUGCAUUGAAUGUUACUCAGAAGUAAAAGAUUUUGCAAGCCAUUUUCCUGCUUAUGUCCACUGUAGCUUAUGCAGAUACAACACUAGCUGUAGCAAAGCCUAUGUGAAUCACAUGAUGAGUUUUCACAGUGCUCGUCCAAGCAAAAGAUUUUGGAUCUAUAAGAAGCAUUCAGAAGAGCUCCGAGGUGUGACUGUAGUGUGUCUUAACUGUGAUUUCCUGACUGAUGUUUCUGGCUUAGAUAGCAUGGCCACACAUCUGAGUGAAAGCCACACACAUACUUGUCAAGUCGUUAUAGAGAAAGUUUCUGUAGAUAUCCCAACUGCUGAACAAGUAUCUGAGUAA
Messenger RNA from Nestor notabilis (Kea), 2343 nucleotides. RefSeq names its product zinc finger protein 280D-like. The transcript has 16 exons. The record is from RefSeq and is a predicted model, not a curated record. Gene Ontology annotation, biological process: regulation of DNA-templated transcription. The coding region runs from base 1 to 2343 and encodes 780 amino acids. NCBI's taxonomy places the organism in Eukaryota, Metazoa, Chordata, Aves, Psittaciformes, Psittacidae. Gene Ontology annotation, molecular function: DNA-binding transcription factor activity, RNA polymerase II-specific; RNA polymerase II cis-regulatory region sequence-specific DNA binding.